AUGAUUGGAACAAAAGAUAUUAAAGAAAAUAACAUUAUAACAGUCAGCUCUAAAGGCUAUGAGAAUGGCUCACUUGGGCAAGAAGAACAAAGAGUUCUUACUUUGGAAGACGUCACCCCAAAAUUAGACAAAUGGUGGUUCCAGUACCCUCAUUUGUUAAAAUUGAACGUAUUGUUAGGAUGUGCGCUGCUUGCUCAGGUUACUUUAGGUUAUGAUGGUAGUAUGAUGGGUAAUUUGCAAACAUUACCAAGUUGGUCAGCAUAUUUCAAUAAACCACAUGGUCAAAUUUUGAGUACUAUGACGAAUGGUAUCACCAUUGGAGCAAUGGCUGUUACUCCAUUUUUGACUGCUAGUGGUGACAGAAUGAAAAGAAAACAUGUACUUGCAGGUGCAAUUCUAUUGACUAUUCUUGGUGCUGCAUUGCAGUCUGCUUCAGUUAAUUUUGGUAUGUUUCUCGCUGCACGUAUGAUUCUUGGUUUUGGUUCUGGUGGAAUGCAAGUUUCUGCUGCUCCAUUGUUGGCAGAGACAGCUUACCCAUCUCAGAGACCUAUUUUGACAAGUAUGUUGCAGGCUGCCUUUCCAGUAGGUUCAUUCAUGGCAGCACUUUUUACUUGGGGUCCUUAUCAAUCUAGUAUGAAGUACAACAACUGGUCAUGGCGCUUACCUUCGUUGCUUCAAGCUGUUGUUCCAUUAAUCCAACUAGUAUUAGUUUAUUUCUGUCCAGAAUCUCCUAGAUGGCUAAUUGCACACGGGAAAGAAGACGAAGCUUUUGAAAUUUUGACUAAAUACCAUGCUGGUGGUGACAGAAACAGUGAAUUAGUUAAAUUCGAAAUGGCUGAAAUUAGUGCUGCAAUCUCCAGAGAAAAGAUCGGCAAAAAGGUUUCUUGGUUGACAUGGUUUUCAUCAAAAGCAAAUAUGCAUAGAUUAUUUAUCACGCUUGCAUUGCCAUCGAUUCUUCAAUUGUGUGGUUCCUCGCUUAUUGCUUAUUAUUUCUCAAUUGUUCUUCAGGAUAUUGGUAUUACCGAGCCAAGUGACAAGUUAAAGAUUAAUAUUGGUUUAACACUUUUUGGUGGUGUUUGUGCACUUGUUUUUGCUAUUUAUUCUGCUAAGUGGAGACGGAAAGUUGUAAUGCAAGUUUCUCUUGGUGGAAUGUGCAUAAUAUUCAUUAUUUGGAUAGUGUUGGCAGACAUAAACGAAAAAACACAAUUCAAGAAUAAGGCAUUGGGUCGGGGAAUUAUUGCACUCCUCUAUUUCGAUAUGGGAUUUUAUCAUGCUUUCUCUCCAAUUGGAAACACAUAUGUUAUGGAAAUUGUCCCUUAUACUUUGAGAGGAAAAGCUUCUAUAUUGUAUUCCUUGGCAAGUCAAGUUUGGAUUUUUUUCAACAACUACGUGAACAAUCUUGGAAUGGAUUCCAUUGGAUGGAAAUACUAUAUUGUUUACUGUAUUUUAUUGUUCACGCAUAUGGUCGUGAUUCAAUUCACCUUCCCAGAAACUAGAGGAUUGGGAUUGGAAGAGGUUGCAAAGAUCUUCGGAGAAGAUAUUUCUGACUUGAUGUUCAAAGCUCAACAAGCUAUUGUUGAACCAGAAUCACCAACAAAGAGGAAGGCUGAAGUGGAGCACAUUGAAGAUACUAAAUCUAAGACAUCGGAAACAUAA
Molecule: messenger RNA, 1656 nt
Organism: Scheffersomyces stipitis CBS 6054
Lineage: Eukaryota; Fungi; Ascomycota; Pichiomycetes; Serinales; Debaryomycetaceae
Gene: MFS5
Product: hexose transporter
Exons: 1
Coding region: 1-1656 (551 amino acids)
Biological process (GO): transmembrane transport; carbohydrate transport
Cellular component (GO): membrane
Molecular function (GO): carbohydrate:proton symporter activity
Source: RefSeq, a predicted model, not a curated record